Molecule: messenger RNA, 1281 nt
Organism: Parnassius mnemosyne (clouded apollo)
Lineage: Eukaryota; Metazoa; Arthropoda; Insecta; Lepidoptera; Papilionidae
Source: the annotation of a GenBank genome assembly
AUGCCAAAAGGAAAGAAAAAGGGUAAAUACGAACAUAAAAGAACAGAACAAGCCUACUCAUCAGAUGAGGAUGCUGGCAUCGACAUGACCAUAGACAACUCUUCAGAAAUAUCAGGCCAGUCUGAAUCUAAGAGUAACCAUGAAGAAACAGAAAAUGACAUCCAAGAAAAACUAGAAGAGAAGGUGCUAGAAUUGAUUGAGGCUCUAAACGCUCGGGCUAAUGCUGCAAGAGCAGCUGCACUAGUGUCACUACAUGGCGCAUUGCAAAGACGUUAUUUUGCUGGGAUAUUGGCAAACCAUCGUGCAACUCUGGCUGACCACAUAUCGCGUGCGCUGAAGCGGGGGAAGGACGGUGAGCGGCGAGCAGCAGCGAACGUUGCUUCCCUAGUAGCUUUGCAGAUUGGCGAGGAAGGUACAGAUGAAUUCAUGAAGGAAGUAAGGCCUGCACUUUUCGCCGCUUGCACCGAUAAAUCUACCUCGCUCGAAACACGAACUGAGUGCUGCUCAUCACUUGCGGUGCUGUGCUAUCUUCUGGAAGAAGACAUCUCUGAAAUCGUCGAGAUUAUGCGCAUGUACGAGACCAUCUUCAGUGGCAGCUACCUUAAAGGUGACAGCAGCGUGAAGGUGUCGGGCGCUGUGGUUGAAGAAGGCGCGUGGCACGCGGCGGCGCUGGACGGCUGGGCGCUGCUGCUGGCGCUCGCCGAGCCGGCGCACGCGGCCGCGCUGCUGCGUGCGCACGCGCCCUCGCCCGCGCGCCUCGCGCAGCUGCUCGCCGCCGCCAGCCUCGACGUGCGCAUGGCGGCCGGUGGGGCGAUAGUGAUCGCGCACGAGCGCACGGCCGACGAGGACACGGCCUGGCCCGAGGAGGAGCUGCUGCCGGUGCUGGAGCAGCUAGCGCGCGACUCGCACAAGUACAGGGCCAAGCGCGACCGCAAAGUGCAGCGGGCCACCUUCCGCGACAUACUCAAGUACUUCGAGGAGGACGAGGUGCCGGAGCUGCGCGUGCGCGUGGGCGGAGAGUGCGUGUCGUGCGAGACGUGGGGCGCGCGCGCGGCGUACGGCGCGCUGGCGGGCGCGCUGGGCGCCGGCCUGCGCGCGCUCGCGCCGCACUGCGCGCCGCUGCGCCACGCGCUCGCGCUGCCCGCCGCCGCGCCGCUGCACGCGCCGCCGCGCCGCCUCGACAAGCUGCAGCGGCAUUUGCAGAAUAACGCAGCAUGCAAGGCAAGAACGCUGGCGCGCAACAAAAGUCGCGACAAGCGUUCCGCAGCGCUCGCUCUCUGA